AUGUCUAUGAUCACGGCCGCUCAAUGGGUUCCUCGGGGCUUUGCGGCCCCGUUUCCCCAAAAAUACACUUUGGACGAGAGCGAAUAUGAACGAAUAGCUGAACUCGCAAAACUACAGCUGGACGACGCUGAAGAGGACUUGAAGGGGGCGCAAGAAGAGGAUGGUUCUGAAGAGGAAGAGGUGAAAGAGGGUAAUGGAGAGAGCAUGGAGGUCGAAGGCGAAAAGCCAGCCGCUGAAGUAAAAUACGACGAUGACGACCUGAAAGAGUACGACCUAGAACAUUAUGAUGAUGACGACGAUGAAAACGAAACGCAUGCAGAUGGAACGGGAAUGGGAAUGUUUGGAAACCUCAAAGCACUGGCCUAUCACGACUCAAACAAGGACGACCCGUACAUUACGCUGAAUGACGGUGAGGAUGACGACGAAGAGAAAGAAGACCUCCAAAUUCUCUCUACGGAUAAUCUGAUUCUUUCCGCCAAGGUGGAAGACGAGCUUGCUCACCUCGAAGUUUAUGUGUUUGAAGAUGAUGGCGACAACCUUUAUGUGCACCACGACAUCAUGUUGCCCGCCAUUCCUCUCGCACUCGAGUGGCUCGACAUGCCGGUUGGCGAUUCCAGCGGUGACAAGAAUGGAAAGGGCAACUACGUGGCCGUGGGAACUAUGGACCCGGAUAUUGAAAUUUGGGACCUUGACACCAUCGACUGCAUGUACCCCAACGCCAUUCUUGGACAGGGUGCCAAUAAGGAGUCUGGCGAAAAGAAAAAGAAGAGCAAGAAGUCCAAGAAGGCCAAGGCCAACGACGCCUACCAUGUAGAUGCAGUGCUUUCACUCGCCGCCAACAGACAACACCGCAAUCUGCUAGCAUCUGCAUCUGCGGACAAGACAGUCAAGCUUUGGGACCUGAACACGACCCAAUGCGCCAAGUCUUACUCUUAUCAUACCGACAAGGUCUGCUCGCUGGCCUGGCACAACACCGAAGCCACUGUCUUGCUAAGCGGUAGCUACGACCGGACCAUCGUGGCAGCUGAUAUGCGGGCUCCUGACGCCAAAGCACCUCGAUGGGGUGUAGAAAGCGACGUCGAGAACGUGCGCUGGGAUCCUCACGACUCAAAUUACUUCUUCGUCUCCACCGAGAACGGCUGCAUCCACUACCACGAUAUUCGAAAUGCACCGUCAAAUCCUUCGGCUACCAAAUCAGUCUGGACACUGCAAGCUCACGACGAGUCCGUCUCCUCAUUCGAUAUCAACACUGUUAUUCCCGGCUUCAUGGCUACAGGAUCCACCGACAGAACAGUCAAGUUGUGGAACAUUCAACCCACCGGCCCCUCAAUGGUUGUGUCUCGCAAUCUUGACGUUGGCAAAGUCUUUGCCACUACGUUCGGCCCAGAUCCCGAGGUUGGAUUCCGCUUGGCUGUUGCGGGUAGCAAUGGAAACAUGCAAGUAUGGGAUACUAGUACCAACGCCGCGGUCCGGCAGGUAUUUGCGCAAAAGGUUCCCGCCCCGAAGGAGGACGCUGCCGAGGACCGUCUCAUUGGCGUGGAGGAGGACGAGAGUAGUUCAUCUGAGGAAGAUGGCGAGGGAGAGGGACAGGAGGAUGGAGACUCCAUGGAUGAGGACUAA
Pochonia chlamydosporia 170 is the source of this 1620-nucleotide messenger RNA. Its product is annotated as rRNA processing protein Pwp1. Gene Ontology annotation, biological process: rRNA processing. The record is from RefSeq and is a predicted model, not a curated record. Gene Ontology annotation, molecular function: protein binding. Gene Ontology annotation, cellular component: nucleus. The coding region runs from base 1 to 1620 and encodes 539 amino acids. NCBI's taxonomy places the organism in Eukaryota, Fungi, Ascomycota, Sordariomycetes, Hypocreales, Clavicipitaceae. The transcript has 2 exons.